Molecule: messenger RNA, 1422 nt
Organism: Fonsecaea multimorphosa CBS 102226
Lineage: Eukaryota; Fungi; Ascomycota; Eurotiomycetes; Chaetothyriales; Herpotrichiellaceae
Exons: 1
Coding region: 1-1422 (473 amino acids)
Biological process (GO): ribosomal large subunit assembly; rRNA processing
Cellular component (GO): nucleolus
Molecular function (GO): 5S rRNA binding
Source: RefSeq, a predicted model, not a curated record
AUGCCUCCCACUUCGACCUCCACGGAGGCACCGUCCCAACCAAGCCAGCCCUCGCGCAAGGGUAAAAAAGCGUGGCGCAAAAAUGUCGACAUCUCCACUGUCACCUCGGGACUGGAGGUUCUCCGGGAAGAAAUAAUCCAGCAUGGGAAACCAUUGGCAGAGAAGCAUCAGAACGAGCUGUUUACGCUGGAUACGACGGGCUCGAAGGAGGAGGUUUUGCUGCAGGCAACAAGAGCGGGGAAACCUCACAAAGGGAAAAUUUUGAAGAUGGAUGAGAUCCUGGGAAGGAGGAGUGCUGUUCCCGCAUUGGAAAAUUUGAAAAGCAACAAGAGGACGCUCGGUGCCGCUGUGACCGACGGCGUGCUCGAGCCAUCGAGCAAAAGGCAAAAGAAGGACUGGGUGAGCAAGAAGGAAAUUGCUCGGCUGCGGAACAACCUGGAUAAGACAUCGCAUUUGGACGUGGAGGACAUUGACAACGCUACCUCAUCCUUCGAUCUUUGGGCUGACAACGGCUCCUCCGACGCUGUUCAAGUCUCAUCCGCAGCCGGCACAGCUACCACCUCGGCCACUACAUCAAGAGAAAACGAAUACGUCCCCAAACACCGCGCCAAAGUCGCUCCCUCAUCCAUUCGCCGUCCGCCUGUGGCUUUGACAGCAACCGGUCUGCCCACGCAAGCCGUACCGCAACCCGACGCAGGACAGAGCUACAACCCUUCAUUCGAGGACUGGGACUCCCUGCUCACGCGCGAAGGCGAGAAAGAAGUCGAAGCCGAACAGCGCCGUCUGAGGGAGGCCCAGAUUGCCGCGGAAAGACAGGCACGAAUUGACGAGCUCGCUAACCAGCCCGAUCCGAGGCCGGAGGACAACCAGGAAAGCGAAUGGGAAGGGUUUGAGACGGAGGACGAGACUACCUCAAUAGAUCUUCUGAAGAGGAAGCGACCCGAACGAAAAACGCCCGCUCAACGGAACAAAAUAAAACGCCGCAAAGAAGCGGAACGGCUCGCAAAACACGAGGCGAGAAUGGCCGAGCGGCAGAGACGGGGCGAGGAGAUUUUCCAGUCCCUGCUGAAGAAACAGGACCAGCACAGCGAUGAAGUCGCCAACAUCGACGGCCCCGAACGCUCCGAUCUCUCCUCGUCCGCACCCGCUCCGCCUGCUACGGUUCUGCGGCGGAAACCCACACUAGGUCCCUCACGCGCCACAAUCCCUCCCCAACCGCUCGAACUCGUCCUGCCGGACGAACUCCAAGAUUCGCUACGCCGUCUGCGACCGGAGGGAAAUCUGUUAUCGGAGCGGUUCCGCAACAUUUUGGUCAAUGGCAAGCUGGAGGCGCGGAGACCGCUCUCGUACGCCGCGAGCAGGAAGAAGAGAGUCAAAGUCACGGAGAAGUGGUGGAGCAAGGAUUUCUCCUUGCGCGUCUAA